CUAUUUUAUGCUGUAAACGUUUCUACUGACAAUAAACUUAGAGGAUUAUAGAAAAAGAAAACAAAAAAAUAAACACAAUUUUCCAAGCUAAAGUGUGUUUGUCCGUUUUAAGCUAGAGAUGGGUGCAUAAGUGGAAAGAAACGAGAGACAGAUCCAAUUUGGAGACUGCACUGACCUGACCGAACAAUCGCAAACAGAAGCUGACGACAGACACUAGAACCUGUGCUACUGCAGGUUAUAAUCAUUACCGUGACAACCAUGGACCUGGACGAUGACAGUUAUGUCGACUCGUAUUUUUAUAAUUCUCACCAGCAUUCAUCCUCAAUCUUGGGAGCAGUAUUUGAAGGACUCAGGAAUGCCCAGCUUAGAUUCUACAACCAGGCUUUGUCUUUGGCGUCUGUGGUUGAUACGAUUGUCUUAAAUUCGAUUGAAGCUGUGAAAGGUAGCGGGCCAUCCUUUGAUUUUGAAGCAGCUCGCCUUAAACCCCAAGCUCAUUCUGCCGCCUUUUCUGGGAUGCCCUUCGUGGGAGUGAUUUGUUCUGGGAAUGGCUGCAAGGCUGUUCUUGUAUCUCUAGUGACCUUCGUGUUUACCUUGGGAAUCUUCUCAGUGGCCACCUAUGUGUAUUUGAAACAGAGAAAUCGUGCCGCCCAGAUGUUCCUUAUGAAAGUGCAGAACGGACGCCAGCCUGUUCAGGAUUCACACCCCUCUCAGACGAAGGCAGCAUCAGACACUUGUACCGAGAAACAUCCCGAGGUUCAAGAUGCUGAGGAGGUCUCACUGAUAGCAACCGCUGGAAAACAGCUCAAAACCAAAAUGAAACUCUUUACAGAAAAAAUUCCAGCAACAAAGAGAAGGAUCUACGCAACGAAAUCAACGCCAUCGGUAACUCAGCCGUUCAAGGUAAUCUCCGCCCCAUCCAAACCAACUCCUUGCAACAGAAGUAAACUGGGCGCCGCCCGCUCCAAGACUCAAAUGUUUAGUCGUCUGUCACCUUCUCCAAAAACGAGGUUUCGAGGUGGUGGUUUCUCAAGGACAAGUGUCCCAGACCUGGAUUCACACGUCAGCAGUAACGUAAGCUCACGUUCACAGUCUGCUCCGAGGUGCAGACCACACGUGAGGCAACCGGCAAGAGUGAGCAGAGAUCUUUCAGUUUCUCAGAAAGCUUUCAGUUCUACCACUCUCCCUGGCAGUUUUAGAAUAGAUAUGCUAGCAAAAUCUUUAAAAGCACAACAAAAGUCACUUGCACCGGAUAAAAGUACAACAAAACGUUCGCCAGUGAAACCCUCACAGCAGACGAUCAAGUUAAAAGAAUCUAAAUCUAAAAUAUGUAUGCAGAGACGAAGAGACCAUAAAGUGAAAAAAUCCCCUGGUUCUGCUUCACUAGAACGUAAACAAUCAUUGACGAGUCAUGUUCAAAGGAAAAAGUUAGCUCGGAAACCAAAUCUGGACCGAAUUUCCAAUGCAAACGUUGGAAAAAUACGCAGACCAUUUCGUUUGAAUACCAAAAACGUAGUUUCAUCGUCUAAAAGUUCAAACAAUACGUUAAUAAAAUCAAGAGACCUAGGAGAAACGAUGAUCUCACAGACGAAAAAGGGCAAACAUGGAGAGUGUAGGCUGCAACAGCAAACUGAAACGAAGAAAAGUAAUAAUCAGUAUUAUCCUACAUCCCAAAAAGCAGGAGCUAGUAAUAUUUCUGCUCUUUUCUCUUCUCGGAAAACCAACGGGGAAGACUAUCUUUUGCCCAACUGCCUUGUUCGACCCGUAGCAACACGAGAGAAGACAGGCAACGAGGGGAAAAACUUCCCGGGAAAUUUCAGAAUUCGUAAAACGGAAACACCAGAGUUGAAAUCGUUAACAGGGGAGGGGGCCUUCACGUCCUACUCAAAGACUGAACAUUUUGAUCUUAACGGAUCUUUUUGCCCCGCCACAGGAGAGUUUUAUAAGAGCGUGAAUAAAGAGGCUGUGAGGACAAACACGUUUCACAAGCUUACAAUGGCGGAGGAGGACUGUAAGGGAAAGUUGGGCGUCAUCGGCGUAACCUCAGAGAUGCACUGCGAAACCCCAAAACAUGCUCAGGCCAAUCACAUGACUGCCAGCGGUCAGGACAAACCACAGCAGCUAGCAACAGAAAUGGCUGAUAUCAACGUUAACAGCUGGCUUGGGUUUUGGCCAGAACAGGGCAGGGGUGAUAAGUCAACAAGAGAUUUUCUAACCGAAAGUACUGGAGGUAAACACACCUGUUUCCCAAAUCAAGAAACAUCAAAUCGUUGCUCAAAAUGUAAUCUGUUUUUGAAAACAAAAGACAACUGGUCACUCUCUCCAACUAUUCUAACCCAUAAAUCAGAUAUGCGAGUAACGAGGAAAGAACUUAAAAGACAAUAUGGAAAUAUAAAAGAUGGCCCAGGUCACAUAUCUCUCCAGCCCUGGCCAGCAAGAAAGAUGACGCACCAAUGUAGACAUCCUGUAUAUCCUAGCCGCAGCAAAGAGGGUCAGGAUCAACAGCCCACUCCGGCAAAUAUCUUUUCCCACGUAUGCGAAGCUCAGCUUAGCACUAGAGAAUUUGAAAGCCACUUGGAUAAUGGACAGAGCAAUACUGAUACGCUUUUUGACAGACAUUCUAACUCUGUCAAGCACACAGAUACAACGGCUUCGUCUGGAGAUACUGAAAAGGACACGCACAGAGCAGUUUAUCACACUUUGUGUUUUGGAAGCGAUGGAUACCCGAGGGUUGUUCCGAGAGAAACUAGGAGCCAUGAGCAGAAAUGCUGCUUUACCUAUGAUAACAAAAUAAGAGAUUAUCCCUAUAUUAUAAAGGGUACAACAACAAAACAUAAGUCUCGAAAGGAAAACUUAAAUUUCAGUUUGAGAAGCUGUCCGAAUUCGCACAAAGCAAAAUCACACCCCAACAGUCUAUCUCGGCAUCGGGUGAAGAUGUGCAGGUCUGGAUGCAGACAGAGUAUACGAGGCACAAGAAAGCGGGGCUUGGAGCUCUCUGAAGAUGAUGUCUUAAAUGUCUUGGAAAGUGAUCUCGCGAGACCACGCCGACUUCUAAAGGCAAAACGCGUCAAAGAGGAGAAGGAACGGGAAUCGCAAGGUCAACAGCCAAAACCACAUCCAUUGGGACACAGCAUCUCUUUGCAGUACAUGCUACACGAGCUACAUGAUUUGGCACACACAAAGCAUGCUACGCCGAGGAGUAGUAAAGACUUUUACGGGUAUUUCCGGAGAUGUGAAAAGCCAGAGACAUGGCCAUGGUAUCCGACAAGCAAUGAAAGUUUCACGACAGCAAAGAGAUACCAAGACAAACCAGAGACGGGAAGUAGGGCACAUAGGUACCAUCAUCGAUGUCAUCGACUCCGCUCGCACCGUCACGAACCAUACAAGAUGGACACAGCAAGUAGCAGCAGUAGCUCAGCAUACGCCCACAGUCAGCGGAAACUGAACAAGAACAAUUGCAGUCCUUGCAAAGAAAAGAGAUUCGUAGUGCUACCUCACAUGGGCAGAGCUCCAGCUUCAGAGCCAGACUUUUCUCUCGAAAUUGACAUGAACGAGAACCCAGGUUAUGACUGCCGCCAUGUUGUGGCGUCUGGUGUCUCGGAAGUGGGUUCUGAGAUGUAUCACGACCCCUACGGAGACUCUUCUGCUGGGAGCAGACCUGCUCGUUUGGCUGAUAGAGAGAGAAUCACCAAAUUGUUGUGGCCACACGGCAAAAACUGUCAACCAGACAGUGGUCAGCAAGGCGAGGAAGUAAAAGUUAAAGAACAGGAAAGGUGCCAUUUUCGACUGCCUUAUGACUGGCGGAGUGUGAGUCAUAUAAGAGCAAGAAGGGGGUCAAGACAAAACAACGACUCUUUAAGGAGUAAUCAUAGAUUUAAGGGAAAUGCAUUGUGCUUAGCACGCAAAGCUACGUUUUCACCUGAGACCACGGAACAUAGAAGAAACCAACAGAAACGUUACAUUAAGAACCGUCUACCCAAGGGUAACAAUAAGAUAUGGGAUAUACGCGAUCAGAAAGAAACAGGCUUCAAUCAUAUACAAAGAUACAAAAUUCAUUCAAUUCAAACGGACUCAAUUAGAAACGUACCAACCGAUGUCGACAAAAAUCCGUCCACAAGUGCCAGAUCGACAAAAACAGAAAAUAUUUCCCAAAACGUGGAGGCUUCCAGUAAAAGUAAAUCGUCCAUUUCAAAGCAUGUGGGAGUUCAGACCAGCCCCACUUUGAAUUCCACAAAAAUUGAAAUUAAAGCUGCCAAAAACAUGAAAACUCGCUCCCUGCUGCCGAAACUAAUAUGCAAUAAAUUGCACAGGCCUAUGAAACCGAGACCUUUCUUAAGACGCCAAAGAAGCAGUAUACCUCGCAGGGUCUCAGUUGUACGUUUGGAAGAAAAAGAAGUAAUUUCUGACUCACGUAAGGAAUCGAUGCUUUCCUUACCAAGGUCACCUGAACAUUCAGGAAAAGCAUUAAAUUCUGGAGCAAUAGAUUUCAUGAAACCUGCGUACGAUAAGUACACAACAGAGUUUGAGACAAGCAAAAAGAAUACAGACAAUGAAUCAGAAGAGUUAACCUUUGUAAAUAAGCCGGUCAUGACAGGAAAAGUAAUAGGGACAAAAACUGAAAUGGAUAUCAAUGGUUCUUUACAAAUGCCACCUGAAAAUUUGAAGACGAGUGAGGUAGUGAUGAAUUCAGCAGACCACACGAGAAAAUCCUUUCCAGAGAGUAUACAGAGAUCAAAGGAGCAAAGCAAUGCUGAUAAUGACGUCAAAGACUGCAGUAACCACAUGCUUCCCCAUCCAGGCAAAGACAAGGAAACAGUCCUUGCUAAUAAGAGCCAUCAGAAAAACGUAAAAAUUCCAAAAGACGUACAAGAAGGCACUGGGCUGUGCUCUUUAGUUGAGGAAGAGGAUUCCACCUUACUGAACAGGACAUACUCGAUCCGGAAUACUUCACCCACAACCUAUUCCAGACCAAACGCCACUCCGAAGAAGAUCAGUGAGAGCAAUACAUUUCACCCACUGUCAGGGUUGCAAAACAUCUGUCUGAUAAGACCAAUGUGGCAAAAUGCUGACGUGACGGAACUAGAUAGACGGGUGAGACGAGCACUUCGUCUGCGAGAAGAACUACAGCAGUGUAAAAUGAACAAACAAAACACAAGCACUGCCCAAAUCAUCACUCAGAUCUCUGAAUGCAAAAAUUCUGACACCAGUGAAUCACCCGCCACGGAAGACCUGAGACCCAGUGACACAGACGAAAUCCCUUCUUGCCAGCUGGAUGCCACUUCAAGCUUUCACCAGUUCAGUUCUUCUAACAUAGCCAGGAGAGAGAAUUGCUCCCUCAGUCCAACAAAUGCCAGUACACUUCAAAAUGAAGUAAUUGGUUUUGAAAAAACCCAACCCCAACGUGAAAUCAUAGAAAAUGUGACGGAUUCGGUAGAGCAAGGGGGACAUUACUCAAUAGACGGCAACUUUACCUCUGGUAUUGAAAGUUUCAAUAACACAGAUGUUGUAGCUCAAUUUAUAGGAAAUAAAAGCAUGGAACAUCAAAAAGCGCAUGAUUUUUUUGUCCAGGAACAGGCUGGAGAUGACAAAGCGGAGAUGAGUGGAGAGGGUGCAGUUAACGAUGACUUUCCAGUGGACGGCCUUGACGAGCUAAGCCGGCGCGUAGGCCGCAGCGGCUCCUUCCAUUAUAUACUGCACCAGCCAGUGACUCAAAGGCCUGAGCGUCCGUCCAGCGCUCACAUCUCUUCAAAGCCCAGCAACAGUGGUCAUUGUGGUCUCAAACGCUUAGGCCACAAACAGAAGAACUCACCGCCAACUAAAAUCUCUAAAGUGGACAAUGCAGCAACACCUGGAGGAUCCAGAUUGGUAGGGCAGCUAGUGAAGAGUUUGCCUCAUGUUCCUCUGUUGUCUUUUGUAGAAUGGUUCAUUGAGACGUCAGACCCGCGAAAUUUCAUCGAUUCAGGAAAAUCUUCAAGCAGUUCAAAUCCCGGGAAUGAUCGUGAUAGAACAACAUCACCCAAAGCCGGAAUCACACGCUCACAAGAUACUUCCCCCACGAAGGUUCCUUUUCAGAGACCUCGAGAAAAAGAUAAGAAUUUAGAAGAGCUCCUAUCUGUUUCUUACAAGACAGCGCCUAACCUUCAUUCAAAACACAUAGCUACACCUUUCUUGAAACCUCAGCCUACAGGCUUGAAUAGUUUUGAAAGUUUCCGUUAUGAAAAGAACAGAGAUAUCGACUCAAGCCAUCUGUCUGUAACCCCAACCACCCCAACCAAUGUCAAAAUAAUUGGUGAGCCUACAGACAGAAAAUGCAAUAAGGACGCUUUAAGGAUUGGGCAAUAUACACCAGAGAAGCAGCCUCCAAAGAGCAAAGCACGAAAAAUAAGACACAUAAUGAAUCCUAACGUUGAUGAUAUAAUCAGACCCAUCCGAAGCCACAGGCAGCGUAGGUACACAGUGACAAAGUCUCUGUUUCCUCCAAGUAGCUUGCAAGGAAGUGAGACUCCAAGCUAUGAGACUGUUCCAAAAAUGUCCCUGGAACCAGCUGCAAAAUGCCAAAUGAAUAAAGAAAAUGGAGAAGUGAGUAAUGGAUUUGAUAGUAAAAAAGCUAUUUGUACUGGGAACUCGGAGGAGCCAAGAGUAGCACACACACCGUUACCAAAUGAAGCAUCAAGUAAUCAAAAUUGGGCUCCCAAAUCUAGUCCUUUAGCCAACGGAACAGCACAGCAUCCUGACGGUAUUGCUAAAAUAUUGACUAGUUUCGAGCCUACUGAACACAUGACAGAGUCAUUGAAUGCGGUCCAGUUGACAGAGCAAAAUAUUGUAGGUACUUUUUCAAGUCCUGGAAAGAGUUUAGAAGACAGACCGGCUGUCCCUGCCAUGCAGCUGUUUCUAGGUUCUCAGUUAUACCAGCCAACAGAAAGUGCUGAGUGCAAAGAAACAGCUGACAAGUGUGCUCCCGGCAUCAGGCAAAUUCUCAUGAAACUUCGCAAUGUCAAGGAUACAGGAGACUCGGCCACAGUGGCUCAGCCAGACCGCAUGAGGAUAACUUUGAGAAAGUCUUCAGAUGUUACCGGAAUCAUUGCCAAGUUUCAGGGAACUGGUGGGAGAAAAUAGAAAAAAACGAUGUUAAAGACAUUUCUUGUUGACUUUUCAGGCCUGAUCAACAUGAAAUCAUGACAUCUUGAUAGUCACAUUACUCUUCUUCUGUUAUUCCCUAUUGCGUGUUCACAAAAGAAGUUGCUUUCCAGAAAGCAAGCUCAGAUGUUGGCCGUGGUUGUAGAAAAUGUAUGAUUAAAAAAACACAAAAAAAACAACAACAAGCAAAUCCAACAAAAGAAUGUGGGCUGGAGCAAUUGAAAGAGUUUCGACAUACAAUUUGACCACACACAAUAACAAUAAUAUUGUGAACUCAGCACAUUCCAUCAUAACAGCUAUUGUAUCCUGUUACACCUAGCAUUAAAAGCACCUUUCUCCCUGUUUCACGGACAUCUCUGUGACUUCAUCUACCACGACUGCUGAAUUUCGGACUUUCGAUGAAUUACUGAUAAAAGGCAACUUUCAGUGAGCCAAAAAAGGACUUACCAGUAAUUGCAUUGUGUCACAAUACUACAGAAUGGGAAACAGACAGCGAGCGAGCGAGCGAGCGAGAGAGAGAGAGAGAAAGAGAGAGAG
This is a messenger RNA of Aplysia californica (California sea hare), 7671 nucleotides long. RefSeq lists its product as uncharacterized. The record is from RefSeq and is a predicted model, not a curated record. Lineage: Eukaryota; Metazoa; Mollusca; Gastropoda; Aplysiida; Aplysiidae.